Myxozyma melibiosi is the source of this 1654-nucleotide messenger RNA. RefSeq names its product PQ loop repeat-domain-containing protein. NCBI's taxonomy places the organism in Eukaryota, Fungi, Ascomycota, Lipomycetes, Lipomycetales, Lipomycetaceae. Bases 438 to 1364 code for a protein of 308 amino acids. The transcript is spliced from 2 exons. Gene Ontology annotation, cellular component: membrane. The record is from RefSeq and is a predicted model, not a curated record.
UUGAAGUUGUCAAUUCUCAUCAAGAGAUAAUCCGGUUUAUUCAAGGUAAACUGCAUGUAGAGUCCAAGCAGGCUGUAGCCUCCGUCUAUUCAAGCUACAACGUCGCAGUAUGAAAUCUCGACCGCGUCUUUCUCAGCAGUGGCAAUUAUCUAAACCAUGUCGGACGUCAUGUAGUGCCAUUUUUACCCACGAAACCUGUCAGUGUUUCCAAAUAACCAAGUAAACAAAGCUAACAAAGAGGCUCUUUAUAUGCCAGAACCUGCUCUGCACAUUUCUUUUCGUCAUUACUCUUUAAUGCCCUCCAGGUGGCCGUCGUGAACAGUUACCAGACUCAAGAGUUUUCGGUCUUCCCAACUCUAAAUUUGACUAUUUAACCGUUAUAUUUUCUGCACUCUCAUCAAAUAUAGAGCAUAGAAUAUAGAACGAUAGCUGUACAUAUGGCGGCAGUACUGAGCAGUGCAGACGCACUCAGUGCAGACUCUGGCAGUUCCUUUCGCUUGACGCUGUCUGGUAUCUUUGGCACGAUCAGCAUAGCGUGUUGGGUGGUGUUGCUUGUGCCGCAACUUGUUGAUCAAUGGAAGCUGAAAUCUUCUGCAGGAGUGUCGCUUUUGUUUCUCCUGGUCUGGUUCCUGGGUGAUAUCGCGAAUCUCAUCGGCGCAGUUUGGGCAGGCCUUCUUCCUAAAGUGGUCGCAUUAGCAGUCUGGUUUUGCUUCGCCGACGCUAUCGAGCUCUCAUCUGCCAUAUACUACCGUUUCUUCUAUCACCCUCCUGCCAAGAAUGGUCCUUCAGACUUUGAAUCGGCUGGAGGACUGCUGGCGGUCUCCAGUGAUGAUGACGCCACCGACGAUAUUCCUCUCGAUGAUCUAGCUGAGGAGUCUCCUUCAGGCGCGCAUUCAAGCGUCUGGAAGGAAUACGUUCUCCCCAUUCUUGGUGUUAUAAUCAUCGGAAUUAUUGGUUAUUUUUUCACCAACAGUCCAACGGACUCUAGUGACGAUAGCAGCGAGGAGCCGGACUCAUCGCUCAGCGUUGGUCCUCAAAUUCUGGGAUAUCUAUCUGCUCUUCUCUACCUUACAGCUCGCAUCCCCCAGAUCAUUCAAAACCACAGAAAGAAGUCCGUGCAUGGACUCUCCCUUCUCUUCUUUAUGUUCUCUACUGCGGGAAACGUCACAUAUGCUGCUCAGAUCUUGCUGUUCAGCUCCGAUUCACGUUAUAUUCUUUUGAACCUGUCAUGGCUGUUGGGAUCGCUCGGUACGGUGUUUCAAGAUGCGGUUAUAUUUGCUCAGUUUUACAUAUAUAGAGAGAAAGAGCAUGGUGCUGGUGUUAUUAGACUAGAGGACGAGCUGCCUUCUAGAGAUGAAGCAUAAGAGUAAUACUGCAACUAAUUGGGAAUGGUCUAUGUUGGUUGAUAUCGAUUUAGAAUACGGAUUUUGAAGGUUUAAGGCGUUCAAGAGUAUAAUUCAAACGUACAAGCACCAGUAUCUGCUACUUUCGAUUUGGUUCUAUGACUCUAUAAUCUACUUACACAGUUUUGUCAAUAUUUACACGACAAAACGAUAGCUCGCAUCUCGUAAUUGGAACCUGAAUUUCUCUACUCCAGACAUUUAUUACGAGUAAGCUUCGAUAUUGUACCGAGCAAGUACUUGACAGUACUUGA